Neltuma alba is the source of this 888-nucleotide messenger RNA. Its product is annotated as outer envelope pore protein 16-3, chloroplastic/mitochondrial. The transcript has 3 exons. NCBI's taxonomy places the organism in Eukaryota, Viridiplantae, Streptophyta, Magnoliopsida, Fabales, Fabaceae. The record is from RefSeq and is a predicted model, not a curated record. Bases 184 to 663 code for a protein of 159 amino acids. Gene Ontology annotation, cellular component: chloroplast; TIM22 mitochondrial import inner membrane insertion complex. Gene Ontology annotation, biological process: protein insertion into mitochondrial inner membrane.
AGCACGUGAAACUAAGGUGCCAACUGCCAACUGCCAAGGCUCCGCGGGGACGGCAGGGCACAGCGGCCAAAGCUGCACAGCAUCAUCACUCAUCGCCUUCCAGUUAGCUCUUCGACCUUCUCUCUACUCUCUGGUACUCUUGCAUUUUCUUCGUUUUUCUUUCAUUGUUGUGCAGAGGAAGUCAUGGACCCUUCUGAACUUAGGUACUUGGCGGAUGAGGAUACACCAACAAUGAAAACUGUCAAGGGUGCAACAACGGGUUUGGUUGCUGGCACUAUCUGGGGGACCAUAGUUGCAACCUGGUAUGAUGUUCCCCGUGUUGAGAGAAAUGUUGCUCUUCCUGGUCUUUUAAGAACUUUAAAGAUGAUGGGAAACUAUGGGAUGACAUUUGCUGCAAUUGGAGGAGUUUACAUUGGUGUGGAGCAGUUAGUGCAGAAGUAUAGGAUGAAGAGAGACUUUGUGAAUGGAGCUGUUGGUGGCUUUGUGGCUGGAGCAACUAUUCUGGGUUACAAAGGAAGGAGCAUCUCAACUGCAAUUUCUGCUGGAACUGCCUUAGCAGUCACUUCUUCAAUUAUUGAUAUCGGUGGUCAAACGACAAGAGUCGACAAUGGGAAGGAGUACUAUCCUUACACCACCAAGAAAAGAACUAGUGCUGAUUCAUAAGUACACCCUCAUGUUAGUAUGAGAAUUUGUAUUGCCCUUUUUUGAACCAAACAUUUGUUUCUGACUGGAAUUUCUUACUCGGCUGUCUUCCUGUAUGUUGCUGAAUUCGAUCUUUUCAAUAAUCUGCUGUCAAUUAUCACUCUGAAUUACCUUAUAAUUGAUGCUUAUCCUUGUAAUGAUGACUUCUACAUGGCUGGGAAGCUUGGGACAUAGCUCAAUGUUGUA